AUGCUACCUGAAACUUCUCCACCUCUACAGUCUGCUACAGCUUGUCUGGUGAGACCACCGAGACUGGGCUUCAGAAAACCCCCUAUGAAUCCCUGGAUGAUCGGCCUUAUCACUGUGGCUAUAGUUUUGGUUCUGGCACUUGUCAUUGGUCUCCCUGUUCAUUUUUUAGUAUUUGAUCGAAAGCCACAUUACUACCAAACCUCCUUCAGGAUACCUGGGGUUGAAUAUAGCAAUAAAUUGGAGGGAGCCUAUUCUGAAGUUAAAGCAAGCAUCACCAAUCAGGUAGAUGAUAUUUUUAGAAAAUCCAAUUUAAAAGGACAAUACAUCAAGUCUCAUGUUGUCAGAUUCAGGUCAAGCACUGAUGGUCUGAAAGCAGAUGUCUUGCUUAAAUUUCAAUUUGCCUCUGCUGAUAAUGAAAACAAAAUAAAAAAGAUGGCUAAGAAUAUUUUGCAGCAAAACCUAAAAGAAGGCACACAAUUCUUGGAAGUAGAUGGUUCUUCACCUUAUCUUCAAGUUAUCAAUACAGCAGAAGCAGAACACCAUAUAAACAGUGGCUGUGGAAUGGGAAUAGACCCUUCAUUUCUCACUGAAAGAAUUUCUAAUGGAGGAACAAUCUCACAGAAGGCUUCUUGGCCAUGGCAAACUAGCCUGCAGGUGGAUAGAUAUCAUAUCUGUGGUGCUUCUCUGAUCAGUGACCAGUGGCUGCUAACUGCAGCUCAUUGCUUUAAUAACAAUAAAAACCCACGACGAUGGACUGCUACUUUUGGAACAACUCUCCGUCCUGCCCUGAUGAGGCGAAAUGUGCAAUCAAUCAUCAUUCAUGAAAAUUAUGCCUCCCACAAACAUGAAGAUGACAUUGCUGUUGUACUUCUGUCCAAUCCAGUUACUUUUUCAGAUGAUGUCCGAACUGUAUGUCUCCCAGAAGCCACUUUCGAAGCUUUGCCCCAGUCUAAUGUGGUUGUCACUGGAUGGGGAGCAUCUAAAGAAAAUGGUCCAAUCUCAAAUAAACUGCGAGAAGCCAAAGUGGAAAUCAUAAGCAAUGAUGUCUGUAAUGGAAUAGAUGUGUACGGUGGGGCUGUAUCAUCAGGAAUGAUAUGUGCGGGAUUCUUGUCAGGAGAAAUAGAUGCUUGUGAGGGUGAUUCUGGAGGACCGCUGGUUAUACCAGAGAACAGGCUCUGGUACAUUAUUGGAAUAGUAAGCUGGGGAAUAGGCUGUGGAAAAGAAAACAAGCCUGGACUCUAUACCAAAGUGACCCGUUAUCGGGACUGGAUUAAAUUGAAAACUAACCUCUAA
Molecule: messenger RNA, 1293 nt
Organism: Trichosurus vulpecula (common brushtail)
Lineage: Eukaryota; Metazoa; Chordata; Mammalia; Diprotodontia; Phalangeridae
Product: transmembrane protease serine 11G-like
Exons: 10
Coding region: 1-1293 (430 amino acids)
Biological process (GO): proteolysis
Molecular function (GO): serine-type endopeptidase activity
Source: RefSeq, a predicted model, not a curated record